Uncinocarpus reesii 1704 is the source of this 1623-nucleotide messenger RNA. RefSeq lists its product as uncharacterized. Bases 1 to 1623 code for a protein of 540 amino acids. The transcript has 3 exons. The record is from RefSeq and is a predicted model, not a curated record. Lineage: Eukaryota; Fungi; Ascomycota; Eurotiomycetes; Onygenales; Onygenaceae.
AUGGAUCGUGAUCGCUAUGAUCGAAGGUAUGAUGAUGGUCGGCGAGGAGGUGAAAGCUACCGCCCUGGAGACCGCGUGCCUCGGCGCUCUCCACGCCCCGAUAUUCGAUUUGGCCGCUCUCCUGUUCGAAACCGUUCACCGCCCCCAAUAAGACCUACUGCGGAUACAUGGGCACCGUCCGAUCGAGCACGACCACGAAGCAGGUCGCCUGGCACCUUCAGACGCCGUUCGAGAACCCCCCCUUUCAGAGGAAGUGAUAGAGCACCUGGAUAUGUUGGCCGGCCUCGAUCGCCACCGCCGCCAAGAAGAUUUUCUCCUCGACGAGAAAACGGACGGAGUCCUCCAAGACUUUUGAGACGCUCUCGGUCUCCUCCGGGUGCUCUGCCACCGCGUAGACCUUCGUUCUCUCGAGGGGCUAGUCCUGGCUUGAAACGCGUGCGCGAACCGUCGCCUGUGGGCUAUUCGCAACGAUCUCCAAAAAGAGAACGCUUUGCCUCGCCUCCUAGAAAUCGUUAUGAUAGACCUCGUUCGCCGCCACCCCGACUUGGGGACCCACGACUACCGGAUCACAUUCGCCCACGAAGCCCUGAUCGACGAGAACCUCCAAGGGAAUCAUAUGGCUGGAGAAGCUGGCGUCGUCGUUCACCGUCUCCUCCACCUCGUUCCGGUCCAAAUUCUGGUCCAGGCUCAUCAUCUGCAUCCCGUCGCUCCUCCCCGCCGCCUCGCAUGGACCGACCAGCACGAGAAUACGGCGGCUCUACAACGCAUGCUACUACGUAUCAAAGCAGGUCGCAACCUUUUACCGGAGUCCCUCCUCGUUCGCCCCUGCAUUCGAGCAAGCCAACUUCGCGCCUAGGUGGUACGACUCGGGCCAUCUCCCCACCCAGGGAACCAAAAAGUACCUUUGCCAAUGCAUCCUUAAGCCGCCCCGGAGAGAGCACCUCUGAUGCCAGUGUCAAUCUUCAGACGCCCACAAAUGAUGACCAGGGGCCGAAGACAAUAUCCCAAGUGCCAAGCGGCGGUAGAGCACAAGCUACGUCUCCUCCUCCCGCUCCAAAAGGAGUGGGUUUGUCAGUACGCGGUGGCCACGCAGCCCUCCUUUCAGCUCCAACACGUCCCAAAGGCUCCUCAGGAACCCCCCAUUUCAGCAGAGAUCUUGGUCCGCGUGAUUCACCUAGAGGUGGGAAUAUCCGUCGUCCAAGUCACGGACCACCUUAUCAUACUUCAACCCCUGGAGGUCGUGGGAUGCCUUCUCCAAGUCCUGGGGGCUACGAUUCACACCGCCCGGCCUUUCGACAUGGAAGCAGUUCAUCUACCACAUAUCCUCGCACACAACGGUUCGCGAAUCACCUUUCAGGAUUACCAAGUGUCGUUCCAGGAGGUAAACUUAUUCCUUCCGGCCUUGACCCCGCUUUCGAGAAGCGCAUUUCACAGCUUGAGGCCGACAAAGAGCGACUUUUGGAACAAAUUGCUGAAAAGCAGAGAUCAAAACGUGCGUCGUUGAGAGAAUGGGACAAAUUGAGCCGUGAGAGUGCCACCGGAGCGUUGAGAAGUGAACUUGCAGAGGGACAUUUGCAGCGGAUGGCGGAGGGCGAUGAUAUUGGUGGUGGUGCGGCGUUUUAG